Molecule: messenger RNA, 995 nt
Organism: Arabidopsis lyrata subsp. lyrata
Lineage: Eukaryota; Viridiplantae; Streptophyta; Magnoliopsida; Brassicales; Brassicaceae
Product: probable WRKY transcription factor 50
Exons: 3
Coding region: 255-776 (173 amino acids)
Biological process (GO): regulation of DNA-templated transcription
Molecular function (GO): sequence-specific DNA binding; DNA-binding transcription factor activity
Source: RefSeq, a predicted model, not a curated record
CUUGAAUAAAAGAAAAAGGAAUAAAAAGAGUAAUCGUGGACCAAGACACAAGUCAACCACCAGUCUUUGUCAUAGAGAAAGACCAAAGAAGAUUUAAAGCAUACAUCUUCCUAUGUAAGUUACCUUAAGAAACUGUACACACAAGUACACAUUUCUUACAAAGCACUAACAUUGAAGCUUCCUUUCGAAAGUUAAGUCUUCAGACCAAGAAAAGGGAAGAUCACACAUUCGUAUAGGCAUAAAUAGUGUUGAGCAUGAAUGGAGCAGAGACAAACUUGGCGAGGAGUUACAGCGAUGAUACUCACUCAGGAUUCGAGUUUCCGGAGCUAGACUUGUCAGAUGAAUGGAUGGAUGAUGAUCUUGUGUCUGCAGUUUCGGGGAUGAAUCAGUCUUAUGGUUAUCAGACUAGUGAUGUUGCUGCUGCCUUAUUCUCAGGUUCUUCUAGCAGUUUCUGUCAUCCCGAAUCUCAAAGGACCAACGCUUCUGUUGCGGCUACAGCCACUGCCUCUGCCAACAACCAAAACAAGAAAGAAAAGAAGAAAGUUAAAGAGAGAGUUGCGUUCAAGACACGGUCUGAGGUGGAAGUGCUUGAUGACGGGUUUAAGUGGAGAAAGUAUGGGAAGAAGAUGGUGAAGAACAGCCCAUAUCCCAGAAACUACUACAAAUGUUCAGUUGAUAGCUGUCCUGUGAAGAAAAGGGUUGAAAGAGAUAGAGAUGAUCCGAGCUUUGUGAUAACAACUUACGAGGGCUCCCACAAUCACUCAAGCGCGAACUAAGGCACAAGGCAAGCUUACGUUGCUAGACAUGGCAUCUUCUUAUCAACGGUUGAGAGAUAUAUAAAAAAAAGGGUGCAAGAUGGUUAUGAUACUUAAACUGCUUCUAGUUCUUCAUAUUCAUUGUAAACUGGUUGACGGGUUUCACACAUUUUUUGAGAGAUUUAUGACAUUCUGAAUCUGUAGUACUUCUAUAACAUCUAAGUUUGUUACAAGUGAGAA